Aplosporella prunicola CBS 121167 is the source of this 1266-nucleotide messenger RNA. RefSeq lists its product as uncharacterized. Gene Ontology annotation, molecular function: NADP binding; 2-dehydropantoate 2-reductase activity. Gene Ontology annotation, cellular component: mitochondrion; cytoplasm. The annotation marks the transcript as partial. The record is from RefSeq and is a predicted model, not a curated record. NCBI's taxonomy places the organism in Eukaryota, Fungi, Ascomycota, Dothideomycetes, Botryosphaeriales, Aplosporellaceae. Gene Ontology annotation, biological process: pantothenate biosynthetic process. The transcript has 2 exons.
CGCCGCAUCUACAUCCUGGGCACCGGCAGCAUCGGCAAGUUUGUCGCCCACAGUCUGCGCUCCAUUCCGAACCCUCCACCCGUGACCCUCCUGUUCCACAAGCCUUCGCUCUUGAAGGAGUGGCACGCCGCCGGCGAAGAGAUUCGCCUCUCCAUCCGAGUUGCCCUUGGUCAGCGGGCUGACGUUGCGCGAAAUGGCUUUGACGUGGAGCUGGCCAUGCCGAACAGGCGCGAGCACGGGAAGGAGAUUGAAUACGCCUACGACCCCUUGAGGACUUUCACGCCAAAGCCGCAGAAAGAGACGGAAGAAUUGCCGAACAAUUAUGUGCGCGAUGAUACCUUAACAGAUGAGCCCAUCGACAGUCUUAUUGUGACGACCAAGGCGUUCAGCACCGUCUCAGCACUCUCUGCCAUACAACACCGCCUGUUGCCCACAUCGACUAUCCUCUUCCUGCAAAACGGCAUGGGAGUCUCCGACGAAGUAUCUCGCGUCCUCUUCCCAGACGAGGCAGCAAGACCAAAGUACCUUCAAGGCGUCGUUAGCCAUGGCGUGUCCAGUCAAACCCCCUUCUCUGCCAAGCAUACCGGCACUGGCACCAUCCAGAUGGGCCCGCUACCGCGCCCCGAUUCCGAUGAAGACAUGACCCAAAUGCAGUCGUUCCAUUCCCUGGGAGCUACCUCGCACUACCUCUUGCGUACAUUGGCCAGGACGCCUGCUCUGUGCGCAGUCAGUCUCAGCCCUGUAGGCAUCCUUUGUUCUCAGCUCGAAAAAUUGGCUGUCAAUUGUGUUAUCAACCCGCUCACGUCCCUGACUGAUGCCCGAAACGGGAGUCUCCUGUACAAUUUUAGCCUCACGCGCGUGCAGCGCCUGCUCCUGUCGGAAAUCUCGGUCGUCAUCCGCUCGCUGCCGGAACUGCGUGGCGUGCUGAACAUAAACACGCGCUUCAGCCCGGAUCGGCUUGAAACACUAACGACCAGCAUCGCGGCGAAAACUGCGGAAAACACGUCGAGCAUGCUGAACGACGUGCGUAGGGGCUUGCGGACUGAGGUGGACUAUAUUAACGGGUACAUUGUCAGAAGAGGCGAGGAAAUCGGCAUGCGCUGUGUGAUGAACUAUAUGGUCACGAAUUUGGUCAAAGGAAAGCAGCAGCUGAUCAGCAAGGAGAUCGCAGAAGACGCUGCGCUGCUGGGUGACAAUCCUGCCACGAGUCUCGAGAGGGGCGAGGGGUAUGGAAAGCCGCCGCCGAAGAGCUCGAGCGUUGUCUGA